CAACUUUUCUCUUUCUUUCUUUACUCAAUUGCGCAACCUUUAACUAGUAAACAUUGACCUCCAACCUAUACCUCCUUCGAUAUAUCAUCAUGGGUUUCUUCGGUUUUGACGAAGCCAAAUCGGCCCACCGCGAAUUCUACUCCGAGCGUGACGAAGAGCCAAAGUUCUCGCACGAGCUUCUCGGCGGUGCCGUUGCCUUUGAGGCCAUGCACUUGUGGGAGAAAGAACAGCGGCGCGAGGGUAAACCCGUCAACCACGGCGUCGCCAAGGAGGCGCUUGCUGCCAUUGCUGGGGCCGAAGUCGACAAGAUGAUUGAGCGGAGGGGAUUGGAGGGAAAGGUGGAUCGCGAAGAGGCGAAACGGCAUGCUAGGGAGAAGGCGCACGAUCUGUAUGAUCGGCAGUAUGGAGAGAGGGACAUGUAUGAUCCCAACUACGAGAUGCAUGAGUCAAUGCAGUCCUAUUGAGAAGGGCAAGUGCUUGGGGCGGAAUCAUUUUUGGAAUGGGAAACAUGGUUGCGAUAGAACUUUGAAAGAUAGUAUAACAGGGAUAGCUAAGGUGUUUUGGUAUUGGACACUCAAAUAAACAUUUACUAUACGUACA
Messenger RNA from Neurospora crassa OR74A, 600 nucleotides. Its product is annotated as CipC protein. The transcript has 3 exons. The coding region runs from base 90 to 464 and encodes 124 amino acids. NCBI's taxonomy places the organism in Eukaryota, Fungi, Ascomycota, Sordariomycetes, Sordariales, Sordariaceae. The record is from RefSeq and is a predicted model, not a curated record.